This is a messenger RNA of Colletotrichum spaethianum, 1128 nucleotides long. Its product is annotated as E3 ubiquitin-protein ligase UHRF1. Gene Ontology annotation, molecular function: ubiquitin protein ligase activity. The record is from RefSeq and is a predicted model, not a curated record. Lineage: Eukaryota; Fungi; Ascomycota; Sordariomycetes; Glomerellales; Glomerellaceae. Gene Ontology annotation, biological process: negative regulation of gene expression via chromosomal CpG island methylation; protein ubiquitination. Bases 1 to 1128 code for a protein of 375 amino acids. The transcript has a single exon.
AUGGCCUCCUCCAGCAACUCUGGUGUUGCGUCCGGCGGGGGCAUCGCACCUCGUCAGCCCUGGGGUUCGUCCCCGACGGAUUACUUCAAUCUCGUCAAGACGCAGGUGCUGAUGCCCCUGGGCCGUUUCUCUGCGGCGUCUGUCUCCGAGAAAGAUACCAAAGUCGUCGAGAAGCUUCAGGAGUUGGCGAUAUUCCUGGAUUACGUCAAGAGAUGCCAGGCUGCCUAUCCGACUGCUGCCCCCCGCGAGCUAUUCGAUGCCAAAUAUCCUCUCAAGUCAUGCCUGACGAUGAUCUACAACCCGAGCCCGUCCUCCAAGAAGCAGUACGUUCAAGAGCGAACCAAGACUCGCGCCAAGACGCUUCACGAGUGGGCCGAUAGACUCAAAAAUACCGAGCGCGUCGCCGCUCGAGAGGCGGCACUGGCUGCGGCCGAGGAAAAGACUACAAGGCCCACCACCAACGACUCGAACGGUCUGACCAUCCCUCCACCCCGCAACCAUCCCAUCUGGGGACGCAACGGACUUAUGCACGGUCUCGCCCUUCGCCCCGGUGAUCGAUUCAUCACGGCUCUCAACCCCGUCUACGCGAAUGAAAAGCGUCCCGCCAAUGUUCGUGGCAACAACGGCAGUCAGGUCGGCGACUGGUUCCCCUCGCAGCUCUCUGCCCUCUUCCACGGCGCUCACGGUCAUUCGAACGCCGGUAUUUACUACCAGGGCAAGGACGGUGCUUUCUCUGUGAUCGUCGCCGGUACAUACAAGGACCUCGACGUCGAUUCGGGCGAUGUCAUUCUCUAUUCCGGCUCCAACGCCCGCGAGAGCAAUGAUAUGGAGAACAUUCUCCCUAGCACUGAGGCGACCAAGGCGUUGGCCAUCAACUGGGUCUCUGGCGCUCCCGUCCGCGUUCUCCGAAAGGCGCACAAGGACUCCAAGUGGGCUCCCUCGUACGGCUACCGGUACGAUGGCCUUUACGAGGUCACCUCCAAGGAGUUCGCCCACAACGACAAGAACGGCAUGUUCGAGCAGUUCCGUCUCGAGCGCCUUCCGGAUCAGACUCCGCUCGAGGAUUUGAAGAACAUCCCAAGCGCGCAGCAAGUCCGCGAUCUCCGCAAGUCCAAGGACCGCUACUAG